ACCGACUUCCUUCCCAACUGGCCCGCGAAGAAAGGAACCAAAGCCGUGCGCGAUGCCGUGUACUGUGGCGUGCCUCCAAUGGUACGCGAAAAGGCCUGGUGUGUGGCGCUGGGGAAUGAGUUGCAGAUCACGAAAGGACAACUAUCGUUUCACAGCCGUAUGCUGAAGAUGACACAUUUUAUUGGUAUUCAAAGCAGGCAGAACCAUUACUGGACUUACAGCCACUACCAGAAGCCCUUAUCCAUCAAUCGCCUACAUUUAACCCGUAAAGACAACUGA
Messenger RNA from Sphaeroforma arctica JP610, 279 nucleotides. RefSeq lists its product as hypothetical. The transcript has 2 exons. Lineage: Eukaryota; Ichthyosporea; Ichthyophonida. The record is from RefSeq and is a predicted model, not a curated record. The annotation marks the transcript as partial.